AAGCAGCUGGAAAUCGAGAUGGCGCUGUACUCAAUAUGGCGCCGUCCUUGCGGCAUUCAGUGUGACGUGGUGAAACCAAACUUAUUCGUGUUUUAUUUAUUGAAAUCAUUCGUGUAUUAUAAAGAAGAAGCGUGAUACUCCCCCUAGUAGAACAGAGAUGUUUGAGGUGACAGAUUUUCAAAAAAUCGGCAUUGGCCUCACGGGCUUUGGAAUAACGUUCCUCUUUCUCGGUGUGCUCCUCUUCUUUGAUAGAGGUCUGCUGGCUCUAGGAAAUAUCCUCUUUCUCGCUGGUUUGGCUUUUGUCAUCGGUCUAGAGCGGACAUUCCGAUUCUUCUUUCAAAAACACAAGCUCCGUGGGGCGUUUUCAUUCUUUGGUGGGAUCUUCAUCGUCAUCUUUGGCUUUCCCUUGAUUGGAAUUGUCAUUGAAACCUAUGGUUUUGUCCUGCUUUUCAGUGGAUUCUUUCCUGUUGUCAUCAAUUUCUUGAGGAGAGUGCCUCUCCUGGGAACAGUGCUCAACCUGCCUGGAAUUGGGCCAUUCAUGGACUACCUUGCCGGUGAGAAGAACAGAUCCAUAGUAUGAUGGUGGUGCAAUUAUGGACACUCCAUUCCACAAGCUCUGUAGAUCAGUGCGUGGUCAUCAGCAUCACCUUCCAUUCAUUCAUGCCAAUCACUCAUUGUCUCCGGAUUUCUACAGUAAAUAAAGUUAUGUCUUUACA
Messenger RNA from Ornithodoros turicata, 716 nucleotides. RefSeq names its product vesicle transport protein GOT1B-like. NCBI's taxonomy places the organism in Eukaryota, Metazoa, Arthropoda, Arachnida, Ixodida, Argasidae. The transcript is spliced from 5 exons. The record is from RefSeq and is a predicted model, not a curated record. Bases 158 to 580 code for a protein of 140 amino acids. Gene Ontology annotation, biological process: endoplasmic reticulum to Golgi vesicle-mediated transport; retrograde transport, endosome to Golgi. Gene Ontology annotation, cellular component: membrane; endoplasmic reticulum.